This is a messenger RNA of Brassica oleracea var. oleracea, 982 nucleotides long. RefSeq lists its product as uncharacterized. The record is from RefSeq and is a predicted model, not a curated record. NCBI's taxonomy places the organism in Eukaryota, Viridiplantae, Streptophyta, Magnoliopsida, Brassicales, Brassicaceae. The transcript has a single exon. The coding region runs from base 281 to 841 and encodes 186 amino acids.
AUAUUAAACCGUAGGACCUAGCGGUGCGGAAUAAAUAUUUGGCUAUGCGCAUCUUCGCUUGAAGACAAAAGCAUCUUCCUUCUCGAUUCUCAGCAUCUACGAAAUAUUCAUACUUCCACUUGAUCAGAUCCAACGGAUUAGCUUACCUCUCUAUUCUAUUACACGACCCGUCAUUUAACGUGCUCAUCAUCCGACGGUUCAUAUUCUAUCUCCUUCCUUUAUAUAAACCACUGAAUCAUUCACAUCUUUGCUUAUCAAUAAUCAAGAAAGUGACAAAAACAUGGCGACUUUGGAUUCUCCACUAGAGGCGCUGGCUCUGGAGUACGCUAGCUUCGGUUGUCUCGCCGUCGUCAACAACGUCUGGACAUGGAUCGCCGUCGUGACGGCUGCCGUCAGCUUCUGGAGGAUAAGAGUCACCACCAUUAAAGUCGAAGACGGACAUGGGUGUGUCUUGUUAGAGGGAUCCAAAGCCUCGAUACCUGAACAAGUAACCGGUCAUUACCAACCGCAAGCAGUGGCCGGGACCGUGGAGGAAACGGCGACGGCUCAAGGGAAGGAAACGGUGGUUUGGGAGCCGUUAGUGUGCGAUGAGGGCGUGACGAAAGGGAAGCUGACGAUGUACUAUGAGGUAGGCGUUGAAGGAGAGAGGUGUGUUGACGGAGACGGGGAGGUAACGGACGUUAGCUACGGAGGUGGUUUGGGUCAUUGCGGAGAGUGGUGGGAGAGAUGGGAAAGAGUGUUGAAGAUGAAAACUGGUGAUGACGAUUGGUACCGUUACGUCGACGUGACGGUGCUAAACGGAAGUGUCGUAAGGUUAUGGGAUGACAAACGGAACCCGUAAGGGAGGCAUGUGUCUAAAUUUAGAGGAUAUUCCUAGUUUGGAAAAAUUUGAAGUUUAUUUUUGGUCGAUUAAGUUUGUAAUUUGUAUAUAUAUCCCCCACAAGACCAGGAUCGCUUGACCUAGAAUAAAUAUAUAAAAAUC